GCUAAGCACUACACAGAUUUCAUAUUGUUUACUUCUCUUCAAUUUUCAUCGUAAAUUGGAAUCGGUUCAUUCGAAGAAGAGUAUUGAUAUUGGCGGUUCUUCUUGAAGGUAGAGUGAUAGAAGUUCAUCUGUCUUCAGAAGAUUUUAUUGAUUGCAAGCGGUUUUUCCUCCAUGGCUUCGGUGAUUUCGAAUCCGGUAACUUAUAACACCGACGGACCACGUGAUUCAUCGAAGCGGAGAAAGAAGAAGAAAAUGCAAAGGCAAUCUAGUAGCGGUAGAGAUCAGGUGACGCAAAACUUGAAUAACAACAGUAGCAACCUGAACCAUAUUACGUCGUGGAAAUCGGAAGGUCAACAGGAAGCAUACAUGUCGAAACUCUUGCAAGCUAUCCGCCAGGUCCGGCUCGGUGCGGCCGGCGCGUCUCCACAUUCGGCUUCGUUUCGUGGACGUGCUGUUCGUGAAGCUGCUGACCGUGCCCUUGCGAUGACAGUGAAGGGACGGAGUCGAUGGAGCCGUGCGAUUCUCACAAACAAACUCAAGCAUAAAUUUAUGAAGAAUAAUUUGAGGCAGAGAGGAGUGGUUGCGACGGCGACUGGUAAUAGCCCAUUAAAGAAACCGAGAGUCGGUAUUUUGAGGUUGAAAUCGAAGAAUUUAGCAGCGGUGCAAAAGAAAGCACGUGAUCUCGGCCGGUUAGUUCCCGGCUGCCGGAAACAACCGUUGCCAGUUGUAUUAGAAGAAACGACCGAUUAUAUAGCAGCUCUUGAGAUGCAAGUUAAAGCCAUGGCUGCUCUCGCCGACCUUUUCUCCGGUGGCUUCAAUUCUAGCUCUGUCUGUCCUCAAUCCAAGUGAGCUAGGUCUUACUUCUUAGCCAGCCACCAAGCUCAUGAUUUCCUUUCGAUUAAAGUAUUAUUAUUCUCUUUUUAGAACUCAUUCGUCAAUUUAUUUUUCUUUUUUU
This is a messenger RNA of Cynara cardunculus var. scolymus (artichoke), 955 nucleotides long. RefSeq names its product transcription factor bHLH148-like. Gene Ontology annotation, biological process: regulation of DNA-templated transcription. The transcript has 2 exons. NCBI's taxonomy places the organism in Eukaryota, Viridiplantae, Streptophyta, Magnoliopsida, Asterales, Asteraceae. Bases 172 to 849 code for a protein of 225 amino acids. The record is from RefSeq and is a predicted model, not a curated record.